AUCACCGAGUCCACAUCCCAAAAUACUACCAGCUUCACUUCUUCAAUCACCACCACUGACAACAUCUCACACAGUAUGCCCAGCUUCACUUCCUCAGUCGCCACCACUGAGAUCAUCUCACACAGUACUCACAGCUUCCCUUCUUCAAUCACAAACACUGAGACCAUAUCACACAGGACUCCCAGCUUCACUUCUUCGAUUGCCACCACCGAGACCACAUCACACAAUACUCCCGGCUUCACUUCUUCGACUGCCACCACCGAGAUCACCUCACACAGUACUCCCAGCUUCACUUCUUCUAUCACCACCACGGAGACAACCUCACAGAGUUCUCCCAGCUUCACUUCUUUGAUCACCAUCACUGGGUCCACAUUCCACACUACUGCCAGCUUCACUUCUUCAAUCACCACCACUGAGACCACCUCACACGGUACUCACAGCAUCACUUCUUCAAUCAUCACCAUGGAGAGGACAUCCCACAGCCCUCCCAGCUACACUUCUUCAAUCGCCAACAGGGAGACACCCUCACACACUGUUCCCAGCUUCACUUCUUUGAUCACCACCACCGAGAGCACAUCCCACAGUAAUCCCAGCUUGACUUCUGCCAUCACCGCCACUGAGACCAGGUCACACAGUCCUCCCAUCUUCACUUCUUCGAUCACCACCAGAAAGACCACCUCACACAGUACUCCCAGCUUCACUUCUUUGAUCACCACCACCGAGACCACCUCACGCAGUCCUCCAGGCUUCACGUUUUCGAUCCCCACUACCGAGACCACCUCACACAGUCGUCCCAGGUUCACUUCUUCAAUCACUACCACCGAAACCCCUUCACACAGUACUCCCAGCUUCACUUCUUGGAUCACCACCACCGAGUCCGCCUCACACAAGACCACCUCACACAGUACUCCCAGCUUCACUUCUUCGAUUGCCACCACUGAGAACACCUCACACAGUACUCCCAGCUUCACUUCUUCAAUUACCACCACGGAGACAACCUCACAGAGUUCUCCCAGCUUCACUUCUUCGAUCACCAUCACUGGGUCCACAUCCCACAGUACUGCCAGCUUCACUUCUUCAAUCACCACCACUGAGACCACCUCACACAGUACUCCCAGCAUCACUUCUUCAAUCACCACCACCGAGAGGACAUCCCACAGCACUCCCAGCUACACUUCUUUGAUCGCCACCACUGAGACACCCUCACACACCGUUCCUAGCUUCACUUCUUCAAUCACCACCACAGAGAGCACAACCCACAUCCUCUGA
This is a messenger RNA of Pongo pygmaeus (Bornean orangutan), 1269 nucleotides long. Its product is annotated as mucin-3A-like. The transcript has 4 exons. The record is from RefSeq and is a predicted model, not a curated record. The annotation marks the transcript as partial. Lineage: Eukaryota; Metazoa; Chordata; Mammalia; Primates; Hominidae.